Sinocyclocheilus rhinocerous is the source of this 1798-nucleotide messenger RNA. RefSeq names its product serine/arginine-rich splicing factor 1B-like. The transcript has 4 exons. Gene Ontology annotation, cellular component: nucleus; cytoplasm. Gene Ontology annotation, molecular function: mRNA binding. NCBI's taxonomy places the organism in Eukaryota, Metazoa, Chordata, Actinopteri, Cypriniformes, Cyprinidae. The coding region runs from base 218 to 901 and encodes 227 amino acids. The record is from RefSeq and is a predicted model, not a curated record.
UCCGCGCAGUCGCGAAUGUGUGUUGAGGGAAAAAGGGACAGCGCCAUAUUGAGAGGGAUCGGUUUUUUUUUCUUUGAGAAAUAAAGGUUUUGAAUAUAACCAGUAGCAUUGGUUGGUAAACGUAUAUAGAUACAGCAGUGCUAACGGAUUUUUUUUUUUUGUCACCUGACGAUUCGUCACAAAUUCUCAACGUCGUUUGCGUAACUUCUGGUUGAAAAUGUCUGGCAGUGUAAUUCGAGGGCCUGCAGGGAACAACGACUGUCGGAUUUACGUAGGUAAUUUACCCCCCGAUAUUCGCACCAAGGACGUAGAGGAUGUGUUUUAUAAAUACGGAGCCAUUCGGGAUAUCGACCUUAAAAACAGAAGAGGAGGUCCGCCGUUUGCAUUCGUGGAGUUCGAGGACCCGAGAGAUGCAGAGGAUGCUGUGUAUGGACGAGAUGGCUAUGACUAUGAUGGCUAUCGUCUUCGAGUGGAUAAAACGUGCUGUUCAUUAAGAGAAGGAUCUACUUAUGUAAUGGUUACGAUUUUUUUCUGUCCAGGACUUCCUCCUAGUGGCAGCUGGCAGGACCUUAAGGAUCACAUGCGUGAAGCAGGUGAUGUAUGUUAUGCUGACGUUUUCCGGGACGGCACCGGCGUUGUGGAGUUUGUGCGCAAAGAAGACAUGACCUACGCCGUUCGAAAGCUGGAUAACACUAAGUUCCGGUCACAUGAGGGAGAGACGGCUUACAUUCGCGUAAAGGUGGAUGGCCCACGCAGCCCCAGUUACGGGCGCUCGCGCUCUCGCAGCCGCAGCAGGAGUCGCAGCCGGAGCAACAGCCGCAGUCGCAGCUACUCUCCACGCCGCAGUCGAGGAUCGCCGCGUUACUCGCCCCGCCACAGCCGCUCCCGUUCCCGCACCUAAACAUCCACAUCCCAGCUAGCUGGCUGGCCACAAUCAUAUACACCCUGUGUCGUCCUCUAUUGGACCCACUGUUGUACUUCAUUGCUCUUUUGACUUUUGUCUCUCCACUUUCCCCAGUUUGCUUUCUUUCAUCUUUGGUUUGUUAAUUGUUGUUUUUAUUAUUUGACUGUCAUUCUGCUAAUGACAGCUAUGUGUAGCUAAGUAGAUGUUCUCCUUUCUCUCCUUUCUUUCCCGUCAAUCCUUUUUUUCUGUCUCCUAUCCCAUGACGCUGUUGUGUCUUUGUCUUGCAUUCCCAUUUUAACUGGAUCUUCAUACUCAUCCCUUGUACUAUAUUUGACAUGUUUGACAAGGGACAUGUUAAAAUGCUUUAAAUAGUUGUGUGUGUGACAAAUUAAUUUGCUACUGUUUUAUUUUGUUAAUGAUGCUUCAUUACUGGCUUUUUUGGGGUGGGAUUAUUUUUUCGUUGGAAAACUGUUCUACUUUUACCUUUUCAUGUCUUUCUAUAGACAACAGAAGAGCAGGAUUAAAGAAAGCUUUGGAAUAAAGGAUUUUGAAGCACAGUUCAUUCAUAUUAGGAUAUUUGGAGGAGGAGGAGCAGGCAUUUCAUUUAAGGAGGCAAUGGUAUGACGGCAAGUGGCUUUAGUCACCUUCAAAAAGGCAGUUGUUUUUCUACAGACUUCUAGUACUCUGGAUUUUCUUAGUUCAGUAACACAUUAGUUUUGCUUUGCCAUUCUUCCUCCCUUCACAACACUCCCCUUCCCCGUUUAAUUUACCUUUUCUCACUGGUCAUUGCUGCUAAGCAUGCAUGUGUACUGUCUGGAUGUUGCGAUGCUUGUACGUACAUUAAGACAGCAUUGUUUUUUUAUUUUUUGGGUGUUUCGUUUUUAAAUACAAAAA